CUGAAGAAAACCUGACUGGGUUGUCAACACCGUAGUGUGUGUGUGUGUGUGUGUGUGUGUGUGUGUGUGUGUGAGAUAGAGAGAGACAGAGCACGUGUGUGUGUGUUUGUGUGUGUGUGUGUGUGUCACCAUGCCGAUGCUGAAAAGAAGCGUGGAGCCUCAUCAUGUAUGCAGGACAGAAAUCCCAGAAUGCAUUGAGAUUGAGCUGGAGUGUGUGAACAACGCAACGCUAUCAGCCAUCAUACGCCAGCUCAGCAGUCUGAGUAAGCAUGCGGAGGACAUCUUUGCAGAGCUCUUCCAGGAGGCCAGUGUGUUCUACCUGCGGACUGUCUCCCUGCAGGACCGCAUCGACCGCCUGGCUGCCAAGGUCACGCAGCUGGACUCCAGCGUGGAGGAGGUCUCUCUCCAGGACAUCCACCUGCGUAAAGCCUUCCACAGCUGCACAGCUCAGGACCAGCAUUUGGUAUCCAAGGCCAGCAUCCCCACUCCCAUCACUCAGAUGUAUCGCCGUAGCGACAAGCCCCCUCCUCUCGGUGCGCUGACCCAGUACAGGGAGGAUGGAGUGGACGCUCUGAAGCUGUACUCAGACCCCUCCUACUUCUUUGACCUGUGGAAAGAGAGGAUGAUGCUGGCCACAGAGGAGAAGAGAAGAGAGAGAAGGCGACAGAGGGAGCAGAAGCGAGGGAUGCAUGGGACUUUGCCGCGGGAGGUGAAGAGGGUGCGGAAAGUGAGGGAUCGCAGGGAGGAGUGGAACAGGUUGGCUCUGGACAAAGAGCUGCGCCCAGACCGUGCUCACACACUCGCACACACACUCGCUCAUGCACACGCACACACACUCGCACACACACGUGUGCGGCCUGGCCACCACACACACACAAUGGCAGCAACUGUGUGGUUCGCAGGGGAGAGCAGGCCUCCAUUCCCAGAUUUCCCUGCCACUCAGCCCAUCAUGACCAAUCACAGGCCUCCCCAGCCAUCUCUGACCAAUCAGCACCCGCCCCCGCCCCAGAGGGUGGAGCAUGAGUACCAUAGUAUAGGUGGGGAGGUGAGCAUUGCUGUGGUGUACCGCGACACACCUGUACAGCGCCGCCCCACCCCACACACAGCUGUGCAGAAUCCCCCCCCACACACACUGACACAAACAAACACACACACGCCGGCUCAAACAAACACACAUGUCCAAACUCGGAACUCCACCGUGAAUGGCGGCAGCGCUGUUCCUCCACCUGCUGAUUACGGGAUGAUGGAGUACUACGCCAGCUCUUCUCCUCUCCCUCCGCCACUCCUCCCCCCCAUCAUCCCCUCUCCUCUCACAGCUUUUGCCUCUCCUCCUCCAUCCCUCGCUCCCCCUCUCCCUCUCUCUCCCUCUUCAUCCCUCGCUCCCUCUCUCCCUCUCUCACCAUCCUCAUCCCUUGCUCUCCCUCUAUCCUCCUCUUCAUCCUCUCUUCCUCCUCCUAAUACAGCAGCUGUUGCCAUGGCGCCUCCUCCAGCUCCUCCCCCUGUCCCGCCUUUGCCAACAGGCAUUGGCAUGGUAACCAGUGAUGCUCGAAGUGACCUGCUGGCAGCAAUACGUGUUGGUAUUCAGCUGAAGAAGGUACAAGAGCAAAAGGAGCUGAGAGCAAAGCGCCAACCAAUCGGAAACGAUGUGGCAGCCAUAUUGUCCCGGCGCAUCGCCGUGGAGAUGAGUGACUCAGAGGAAGGAGAGGAGUCAGACGGGGAAGGUGGGGAGGGGCUGGUCGGACUGAGGGGCUAAAAGACACACACACACACACACACACACACACACACAAAUUCAUACACCAACACACACAUAUUACACAUGUUGGGGGCAGAUUUCCCAUUAGUCGAAGGUGGCGAAAAUGCAUUAAUGAUACAGUCAGUGUACCCUAGUCUCGUUUUGGUUGACACAAUGGUUGCCCCCUAAACAAGGCUAAUACAGAGGAUUAGAUACCGGGCUGAACCCUCAGUCAAGCUUUUUUUUCCUGAGACAUAAGAGCAUCCUCCCUUCAUUCAGAUAGAAGCCCUCCUAGUGCAGUCAACUCCCCUUUAGUAGAAUUAGGGGUCUGAUUUUUUCCAUGAGUCAUGCUCUGCUCCUAUGUCUGUUUUUUUUCCACGAGUCAUGCUCUGCUCCUGUAAGUCUGAUUUUAUCUACGAGUCAUGCUCUGCUCCUGUAAGUCUGAUUGUUUAUCCAUGAGUCAUGCUCUACUCUUGUUAGUCUGAUUUAACCCAUGAGUCAUGCUCUGCUCCUGUGGGUCUGAUUUUAUUUUUCACGAGUCAUGUUUUGCUCCUGUACAUAUUGUGUGGUUUUCAGUGCUCUCUGUGACAUUCUGUGGAUUAAAUCAUCUCUGCUUCUACA
This is a messenger RNA of Alosa alosa (allis shad), 2356 nucleotides long. Its product is annotated as wiskott-Aldrich syndrome protein family member 3-like. Gene Ontology annotation, biological process: actin cytoskeleton organization; positive regulation of Arp2/3 complex-mediated actin nucleation. Gene Ontology annotation, cellular component: SCAR complex; cytoskeleton; lamellipodium. The transcript has 9 exons. The record is from RefSeq and is a predicted model, not a curated record. The coding region runs from base 131 to 1753 and encodes 540 amino acids. Gene Ontology annotation, molecular function: protein kinase A regulatory subunit binding; Arp2/3 complex binding; actin binding. NCBI's taxonomy places the organism in Eukaryota, Metazoa, Chordata, Actinopteri, Clupeiformes, Clupeidae.